AUAUACAAAAUGGCGAACGUAUUAAAGCUAGUUGUACUAGCUGCUUUGAGCACAGGAGCCAUGUGCUACAGGCAAAAGUCACCUGAGGUGACCACAGAAGCAAAUGCUAAUGUGCAGGCUCACGGUAACACAGAAACUAUACACUUCGGAUCGUACCAACCCACGGAACAUCAAUUGGAAGUGGCUAAGCGUACGAUAGCAAAUGAAGAAACCAGGGAGACCAUGAAGAAGCUAGUUGAUAUACUGCGCCAAUCAACCCCCGACAGCCAGACACAGGAAACCAUUGACGAUUACACCAACGAGUUUGAAAAUAAACCUGUAGCCGAUGCGGCAUUCUCCACCGGAGAGAAGGAAGAGGAGAACGUACCUACAACUGAACAACACGAAAUCCACGAACACUCUCACAAUGAGCAUCACUCCAACGAGGCCUUGGAUGUAGUUAAGCAAAUGUGCGACCUCCUGCUAAGGAGCCCCGAGUACAUGAACCUGUGCAAAAACACAGCAGUACAGGAUAUCAUCCUCAAGCACCCGAACGUACUGGAUGAAGCAUACGAUGUCAAAAUAGUUGGUCAACAUAAGGAGCCCACUAACGGAGAUGUAGUGUCAGACUACAAGGAUAACCAUAACAUAGACCAAAGUAUGAGGUAUGUCAUCGGUAAAAUAUGCGUAGGACCCCUACCAGCAGCAUGCCAGAAAAUAUCUCAAUCUUGAGACUUGUACUCCAGUGAUGAUAACCAGUCGAAGAUGUAGGCGUAGCCCUCUAACAACAGUGCUACCUGGAAUAUACGGUAUUCAGAUCCAAAGUGCGAUAGAAUGUCGAGGCCAGUAGAUUCCAGUAACUGCACAUAUAUGAUGUUGUACAUCGUAUCUUACCUUGCAGACAUUGUCAUGGGUAACGGGAUUGAAUUUGGGAGAUACCUUGUCUAUCAAUGGGACGUGGCGAUUUAUAGAUAAGCGCCCAUGGCACUCAAAACUAUCGAAUGAACAACUAGGACGCUGGUCAGCGUCAAUUUGCAA
Molecule: messenger RNA, 1017 nt
Organism: Babesia bovis T2Bo
Lineage: Eukaryota; Apicomplexa; Aconoidasida; Piroplasmida; Babesiidae
Exons: 1
Coding region: 10-711 (233 amino acids)
Source: RefSeq, a predicted model, not a curated record